AUUCCUGCUCCUCUACCGUCUUCUUUCUCACCCCGUUAGAUGCGAGAAAUUGAUGUCCGUUUUCUCGGUGCCCUCAUGGGUUGGAUUUUCUGUGCUAUUUCGGGAUCUCUCCUCCUGCUGCUUGGGUGAAUUUGUUUCCCUUCUCCUUGUGGUUGGUUUGUUUCCUAGCUUGGGUCGACUGUAAUAUGAUCCUUGCCGUUUCCUGCUCCCUUGAUUUUGAACAGAAAUAGAUACUAGGAUAAUCCCCUUCCCCCCACCGUUUCUUGAAUUGGAUUUCAGAGGUUUUCUGCACUCGAUUCGGAUAUAACUCUUCCUGUCGAGUCUCGUUGAAAAAUUAGUCUUAAUUAUUCCGCUGCCAUUUGAGCGGAUUUUGGUUGAGUUCAAGUCAGGGAGACGGAUUUUGCUUUCUUUGCCAAUCGUCCGUCAAUCUCGAGUUGCUCGUGAGAAAUUCUAUGUCAAAGGCUGGAUCUCAAGUUCUCAACAGUUCCCAGAACCUCCCUCCUUUCUUAGUUGUAUAUAGUUUUGGGGGGUCCAAGCAUGAAAGAUUCGUCAAGUACAUCUGUUCUUGUUCCACAGUACUUUGUCCUCCCAUGCCCCAACAGAUUGAAUCAAACAGAGCCUGCAGUGUCAGCAAAACCAGCAAGGGCGACCUUGGUUAGCACCAAGAAGGCGAGAAUUAGGCGCAGAGGCAAGCAGCCCAAGCGAAUCAUCUUCUUGUAUCCAUGGAGGGUGACACGCUGUCGGCGUCGGCGCACGGCGUGGACACCAAGGUGCUGCACGCGUUCCAGACGAGCUUCGUGCAGGUGCAAGGGCUGCUGGACCAGAACCGGGUGCUCAUCAACGAGAUCAACCAGAACCAUGAGUCCAAGGUGCCCGGCGAUCUCUCCCGUAACGUCGGUCUCAUUAGGGAGCUCAAUAACAACAUCCGUCGCGUCGUCGACCUCUACGCCGACCUCUCCUCGCUCUUCGCCGCCUCCUCAGGCGGUGGCGGUGGCCGUGCCACGUCCGAAGGGGGAUCCGUCGGCACCAUCCGGCAGGCUGGGCACAAGAGGAUCAGGUCCGGCAUGGACUAACCAGCUGUCGUGCUCUUCUUGUAUCUAGUAGUAUUAUCUACAUUAAUUGCUCAUCCAUCGUGCUAUAUAGGGGUAUAUGAGCUAGAACAAUGCCUCCAUGAUAUUUUUCUUCCUGUAGCUUGUUGCUGCUAUGAGGUAGUAAUCAGUUGUGGAUUUGAUGCAACAAUCCAAGGAUGAAUCUAACAGAGAGUGAGCACUUCUCUGAAUUUAACACCCAGUAUGCAAUCAUCGAUGCUGCUGUCUCA
This is a messenger RNA of Brachypodium distachyon (stiff brome), 1318 nucleotides long. Its product is annotated as protein ELF4-LIKE 4. Bases 723 to 1073 code for a protein of 116 amino acids. Lineage: Eukaryota; Viridiplantae; Streptophyta; Magnoliopsida; Poales; Poaceae. The transcript has 3 exons. The record is from RefSeq and is a predicted model, not a curated record. Gene Ontology annotation, biological process: entrainment of circadian clock; positive regulation of circadian rhythm.